AUGAAUUAUAUGCUAUUUAUUAGCACAAUAUUACUGUACUUUACUGUUAAUGAAUGUAUUGAUGGUAAACCAUGUGGCGAUGAUUGGACACUAUAUGGACAAUAUAGAUGCGUAAAACUAUUUACCCAGAUACCAUUACUAUCAUAUGAUUCAGCUGAAACAUUUUGCCAGGAACAAUCUAUCAAUAGUAAUAGCCAUGAUAAUAGUCAAUCAUCGGGAUCAUUGGUUGAAAUAAAAUUUCCCAUCGAUCAAUUAGCAAUAGUUAGCAUACUAAAAUUAUAUACUAAUCUAUCGGAUGAUAUAUGGUUGGGUGGUAAAUUUGAGCCAGAUACUAAAAAAUAUCAAUGGAUAAGCGAUAAUAGUCGGGUUGGUUAUACAAAUUGGCAACUAGGUAGUCCAAAAAAUCUACCCGAUCAUUGUAUAGGUAUGACCGUAGAGCCGACAGUCUACGGUCAAUGGUCGGAUGUUAAAUGCGAAAAAAAGAGCAUGGUAAUGUGCCAGAAAAUACAAACAUGGUCAAUGGCUGAUAUGAUUGAACGAUUGAUGACUAUGGAAACUAACCCGGUUCCUGUUGGGUUUAUCUAUGUACAAUUACCUAAUCAACAAGCACCUGGUGAUAUAUGGCCAUGGAUAGCCUGGCAAGAUAUAUCGCCCGAGUAUGCUGGCCUAUUUUUUCGUACUAUAGGCUCAGGAUCGGAACCGUUUGGUAAGGUACAGUCGGAAAAUUCACCCAGAUUGGAUAGUAUAAGCAGCCAACAUAGUUAUGAAAUAGCUUGGGGGUCGAUGCCGAUACCGGCCGAUGGCCAAUGGUCAAAACAUAUAUAUACCGGCGACAGUUACGGUAAAAGCGAGUCAUCGCUGGCCUUUCAUACUACCGGCGGUGAGGUUAGACCGCGUAAUGUGGCCAUCAAAAUAUGGAAACGUUAUGUUUGAUUUUAAUAAAACAAUUAACAUAAUAAUAAUCAAUUAAUCAAUUAAUUAAUUAAAAUAAUAAUCGAAUUAUUUGUAUUGUUUUUUUUAAUAAUAAAAAAAUUAACA
Molecule: messenger RNA, 1038 nt
Organism: Oppia nitens
Lineage: Eukaryota; Metazoa; Arthropoda; Arachnida; Sarcoptiformes; Oppiidae
Exons: 2
Coding region: 1-933 (310 amino acids)
Biological process (GO): biological process involved in interspecies interaction between organisms
Cellular component (GO): external side of plasma membrane
Molecular function (GO): carbohydrate binding
Source: RefSeq, a predicted model, not a curated record